This is a messenger RNA of Cynara cardunculus var. scolymus (artichoke), 1368 nucleotides long. Its product is annotated as probable GABA transporter 2. The annotation marks the transcript as partial. The record is from RefSeq and is a predicted model, not a curated record. Gene Ontology annotation, cellular component: plasma membrane. The transcript is spliced from 5 exons. Lineage: Eukaryota; Viridiplantae; Streptophyta; Magnoliopsida; Asterales; Asteraceae.
UCAUCGUUCUUCAUGACAGAAUCCCAUCUUCCGCCGGAAAACAAAGACACCUCGCCGGUAGACGCCGGAGCGGCGUUCGUUCUCGAAUCCAAAGGAAAAUGGUGGCACGCCGGAUUUCAUCUGACGACGGCGAUAGUUGGGCCGACGAUACUAACGCUGCCGUACGUGUUUAGGGGUUUAGGAUGGUGGUUUGGAUUCUUUUGCUUGACGGCCAUGGCGGUCGUCACUUUUUACUCUUACUAUCUCAUGUCUCUUGUUCUUGAGCACUGUGAAAACGCCGGCCGCCGUCACAUCCGAUUCCGGGAACUCGCCGCCGAUGUGUUGGGGUCGGGUUGGAUGUACUAUUUCGUAAUUUUCAUUCAAACAACGAUCAACACCGGCAUAAGCAUCGGCACGAUCUUGCUUUCGGGGGAAUGCCUUCAGAUAAUGUAUUCGAGUCUUUCUACGAGUGGAUCGAUGAAACUAUGGGAGUUCAUCGCAAUUGUAACGGGGAUCAUGAUCGUCUUGUCUCAGUUUCCGACGUUUCACUCCCUCCGACACAUGAACCUCGGCUCGCUUUUCCUAAGCCUUGGAUACACAUUUGUGGUUGUUGCCGCUUGCAUUUACGUAGGUCUCGGAAAGAACACACCCACGAGAGAUUACUCGUUAGAGGGUUCACAAUUCUCAAAAACUAUGAACGCCUUCACAUCGAUUUCCAUAAUCGCGGCCAUAUUCGGGAACGGAAUUCUCCCCGAGAUACAAGCUACUUUGGCGCCCCCAGUAACCGGAAAAAUGUUCAAGGGGCUUGUGAUGUGUUAUUCCGUAAUUUUCUUGACGUUUUACUCGGUUGCGGUUUCGGGUUAUUUCGUGUUCGGUAACAAGGCUAGCUCGAACAUUCUUACGAGCCUCAUGCCCGAUGACGGACCGUCCUUGGCUCCGACUUGGCUUCUAGGACUCGGAGUUGUUUUCGUUCUCCUCCAACUCUUCGCCAUUGGCUUGGUUUACUCUCAAGUAGCGUUCGAUAUUAUGGAAACGAAAUCCGCCGACGUGAAUCAAGGGAUGUUCUCAAAACGAAACGUGAUCCCGCGAAUAGUUUCCCGAUCACUUUACAUGAUCUUUUGCGGGUUUUUUGCGGCAAUGCUUCCAUUCUUCGGAGACAUUAGUGGCGUGGUUGGAGCACUCGGUUUCAUCCCGCUCGAUUUCAUCCUUCCGAUGCUUCUUUACAACAUGACUUACAAACCGUCAAGAUCUUCCUUCACGUAUUGGAUCAACAACGGGAUCAUGGUCGUUUUUACGGGUGUCGGGAUUUUGGGUUCGUUUUCUACCGUUCGAAAACUCGUUCUCGAUGCCAAUAAGUUCAAGCUUUUUAGUAAUGAUGUUGUUGAUUAA